AUGCAUAACCAUAAGCCAUAUCUCGUCCACUAUAUCAUCAGUUUUGUGGUUCGCAGCGGCUACAGGGACGAUCAGCUAUGGGACAAGCCAGCGUUGCGUCGUAUCACACCGCUGCAUUAUGCAGCCAGCAGUUAUUCCUUCGAAUGGCACUUCUUGGUCCAUGAGCUUUUCAAAAUAUACAAUAGAUACGACGAUAACUACGAAGACAAGUCGGGACUGACGCAUUUGCACGUGGCCUGCAUCUACGGCUGUGAAGAAGCAGUCGAGAAAUUCCUCGAAUUUGGGCAGGAUCCUAACUGUAUCUGGCAAAAAACGGGCGAGUCGCCGCUGCACUUGGCUUUGGCCUGCGAUCACGCUACCAUAGCCCGAUUGCUGCUGGAAAAUGGCGCCGAUCCGAACUUAGCCAAUACAGAGGGAAUGACCGCUCUGCACAUCAUUAGUCAGAAAAAAUACAAUAAUAAUUUAGCGGAGAUGCUAUACAAGAUCAGCUGGGAAAAGCGACUCAGGGUGAAGGUCAACGUCCAAAACAGCGAGGGCAAAACACCGCUGCAUUUGGCAUUGCAAGACGCGAACUUGGGCAUACAGAAGCUGGUCGAGUUGCUGCUGAGAAGAGGCGCCGAUCCGAAUAUGACCAACUGCGACGGAGAUACUGCACUGCACGUAAUUUGCAAACGAUGCCACGAUGCCGCUGAUGACUUGACGAAGAUUUUAAUCGAUCACAGCGCUGACGAAUAUUGGCCAGUGCAGAUCAACGUCCAAAACAGCGCUGGUGACACACCAUUGAAAUUGGCUCUAAACAACGGCUUGAGAACCAUGGCCAAGUUUCUGUUAACUAAUGGCGCCAGUCCGAAUUUAGCGGACGCGAAUGGAUCGACACCUCUUCACAUUAUUUGCGAGAAACCCGACUCCAUUGAAUUGGUGAAGUUAUUAUUCUAUACCAGCAACCUAUUAAAUCAGUCAAAUCAUAUCGACGCCCGAGAUAAGUUGGGUAACACACCGUUGCACUAUGCUCUGGGUAGCAGGCAGAAGAAGGUAGCCGAGUUGCUGCUGAGGCGAGGCGCCGAUCCGAGGUCGACCAACAAGGAAGGAUUGACACACCUCCAUGUUAUUUGCCAAAGAUACGACGAUGACUUGUUGGAGCUAUUUUUCAAGCUCAACGACGAAAUGAAGCAGAAGGUGGAGGUUAACGCGAAGGACAACUUGGGCCGGACACCACUGCAAUGGGCUGUAGCGAAUCUUUUACCGAAAACUAUCGGUACACUCUUGGAUCGUGGUGCCGAUCUGACUAGCUUCGUUUUUCCCACCGCUAGUCACUUCCACGAGGAAUCGAGGCAGCGAGCAAAUGAGAAUUGGUUUCAUUUUAAAUUGAAAGUAGCAUCCAGCGCUAUGGCCGUCGUCGAACUCCUGGAGAUAAGAGGAUACGAAUUGAAUCGAAACGACACCCUGUCGAUCAUGGGAUUGUUCGCCGAGUUCGACUUGUUCGACAAGUCGGCGGAUGUCGACGAACGCUGGUACGACGACGAGGUGUUCGCAGAAAAAGCAAAGAAGAUGCAGGUAAAACCGAACCUGUCGCUCUACGACUUGAUCGAGUUAAAACCCAAAGAGGCGGCGAAACAACUCACGUGUAUGGAAUACUACGUAGGAAUGCGUUCCUGGCAUUGGCGUACGCUGUCUACAAGGCAUAUAGAGACUUUGAUUUUGCAUCUGUGCAACAAACUAUCGAGGAAAUUUUUCCGAGCAUCGGCCCUGAAUCCUUUCUUGAAACUAAUUCACUAUCGGCUGCCAAUCGAGAUGUGUGAAAUGAUCAUCGAGACGCUGAACAACGAAGAUUUACACAAUAUUUGCUUGGCAGAUGCAUUCGACCCGCGAUAG
Trichogramma pretiosum is the source of this 1872-nucleotide messenger RNA. Its product is annotated as ankyrin-3-like. The record is from RefSeq and is a predicted model, not a curated record. Lineage: Eukaryota; Metazoa; Arthropoda; Insecta; Hymenoptera; Trichogrammatidae. Gene Ontology annotation, molecular function: protein binding. Bases 1 to 1872 code for a protein of 623 amino acids. The transcript has a single exon.